CGGCCGCGAUUGUUACAAAUUGCUACAGUGGCCCCUGGAAAUCGCUGCAAAGUGUCCGGGGGAAGUCCAUCGUCGCUGUAUCCCAUCUCCAGUCACUGCUACCAUUCCCCAAGACACAAACCCGUUGCAAGUUUCCCACCCCAGCCUUCCAUUUCAUUUUCUUCUUGUGUUCCUUUUCGCCGGUCGGUUUGUUUUCUUUAUUGUUAAUUAUUCCGGCGGGGGUCUUGCAGAAAUCUCUUUCCGGAAUGCCGACUGACACCAUGGAGAAACCUUCCAUUUCCCCCACGGUUGGCUCAUCUGCAAACUCUCCUCAAACUCCGGAUAAACCCAAAAGUGCAAGUGAGAACAGAAAGUCUUCCAAACCCAUCAUGGAAAAGCGGCGCAGGGCAAGAAUUAACGAGAGUUUGAGUCAACUUAAAACCCUGAUCCUGGAUGCCCUGAAAAAAGAUAGUUCCAGGCAUUCCAAAUUGGAAAAAGCUGACAUCCUCGAAAUGACCGUGAAACACCUUCGAAAUCUCCAACGUGUACAAAUGACCGCAGCUUUAACUGCGGAUCCAACGGUCCUGGGUAAAUACAGAGCCGGAUUUAACGAGUGUAUGAACGAAGUGACUCGCUUCCUGUCGACCUGUGAAGGGGUUAACACUGAUGUUCGCACCCGGCUCCUCAGUCACUUAUCGAGUUGCCUGGGACACAUGGUGGCCAUGAAUUACUCGCAGGCUCCAGCCAACGUUGCCUCAGUGCCAGGAGCUCACCUGAACCAGCCCCUCCACGUCCAGCUCCCGGCCACGGUCCCGGCCAGUGGCGGGGUCAACAUGCCGUGCAAACUGAGUCCGGCCGAAGCCGCUUCCCCGAAGGUCUACGGCGGCUUCCAGCUGGUGCCUGCCACGGACGGCCACUUCGCCUUCCUGAUCCCGAACCCGGCGUUCGCUUCGUCCAGCGGACAGAUUACAAGCGGCCCGGUCAUCCCGCUCUACGCCAACGCUAACCUCCCGGUGGCCGUCAGUUCGGCAGCGGGGCCUCCCAACUCCAAACUGACAUCCCCCGUCCAGGGAAUGACCUCGGCCGUGUUCGGGCCCAACAUCCCCGGAGUUUCUCAGAGCCACAGCCCGCUCGGAGUGAGCACGGGUCCGGACAACUCCGAGUCUGUCUGGAGACCUUGGUGAAUGUGGAAGGACUUGUUUUAAAAUAAAACUUUAAACUGACCAGUUAAACCUGUUCCAUUGUUCGGGACACGUGUACUUAUCAUUAUAAGAGAGUUAUUUAUUUGGGAUGUAAAUAGUGUACACAUUGGUUUCCAUGUAACUGAUUUUGCAAUAUUUUACUGUUUUUGGGAGGGGGGGGGGAAAAAAUCUUUUGAUAAAUUUUUGAACCUGUUAUAAGUGCCAUAUACCAAAGGUUUUUUUUUGUAAAUUUUUGAUUUGCCUUGUUCCAGAAAAUAAAACGUUUUCUAUAUAAA
Messenger RNA from Hemiscyllium ocellatum (epaulette shark), 1456 nucleotides. RefSeq names its product hairy-related 9 (gene hes4). Gene Ontology annotation, cellular component: nucleus. Gene Ontology annotation, molecular function: RNA polymerase II cis-regulatory region sequence-specific DNA binding; protein dimerization activity; DNA-binding transcription factor activity, RNA polymerase II-specific. Gene Ontology annotation, biological process: regulation of transcription by RNA polymerase II; anterior/posterior pattern specification; regulation of neurogenesis. The coding region runs from base 246 to 1163 and encodes 305 amino acids. The transcript is spliced from 4 exons. Lineage: Eukaryota; Metazoa; Chordata; Chondrichthyes; Orectolobiformes; Hemiscylliidae. The record is from RefSeq and is a predicted model, not a curated record.